CGUGUGUUGUUGGUUACUAAGCAACUUACGCUCACCACAUAAGUUGCGUCAUUUCCUGUGGAGGGACGCGUUGGAGCGAGCCAGUACAGUCGAUCCCCUCCGACAGCUGAAGGCAAGACGACAUCACAGUCGAGCUCCGUUCCGUUUUACUUUCUUUCUUUGCGCACUAAUGCAACCAAUAACUUUCCAACCUGUUUGAUUUCUGUCUGUGGAAUACAUCCGGCGCACUUUCCAAAGGACUAAAGCGCGUUUUAACUUUCUGAUUUGAGCGUGCCAAAGGAAAACAACUUUGCAUUUUAGUUUGGGUGCCAUAUCCUCCAAAUACGGGACGAGUGGAUUAGAACUGAACGCUGAUCCGGUGCUCUACUUUAAAACUAAUCAACGGGAACGCAUUCAUAUGAUUAUGGACGUUGUAAAGCUUUGGAUUUCUGGGCAAAGAUCCUGAACUCCUUCAUGAGGGAUUCACUGUUGACGACAGAGAUAUUGGAGAAGACGCGCUGGCCACUUGACCCUUUUUCACGAGCACAAGACGCACCGGAGCGCGCAGCCUUCUGCCACCGUUACUGGGAAGGUGCACUUUCCUCUCGAAUAUAGGGCUUUUUAAAUUUACGUUAAAGUUACAGUUUUUACAGUAAAAUCUCCAUUUCAUAUUUUUAUAAACAUGAAAUGCUAUGAUGAUGGGAAUGAAUUUUGAUGACUAUAUUUUUUAAAAAUUCAUUAUGUCAUGCAGUGUUAGUAUUCCAAAAUGUCAUUUGCCAUGUUCCAAUUAUAAUAUGUUACCUGGUACUAUUGAAUGCCACAUUUUUAUUUAAAGAUAUGAUCUCUCGAGCAACUGUGAUUAAUAACAAUGACGGAUCACAGUGCUACACCUUCCAGGUAACACGUGACCUUAAAUGAAUGCAGCAAACAUUAACUAAACAACACAAACUGUAAUUUAAAACACUCUAAUUUACAUACCUUUGAACAAAACAGAUGAAAACAAUUAAUAAGGUCCUCAGUGACACGUUUGAUAUAAUACUAAGUAUGCCAGUGAACAUCAAGGCAGCGCGGUGCCAUGCGCCGCUCCGCAGACUCCUGUAGACUCGGUUCCGGUGGUACUGCGAUGCUCGCCGGACCCCUCCGCUUCCGCUUGGCUCUGUGAUCGAGGCAAAGAGCGCGAGGAUGAGCACAGACCUGGAGCGCCUGUCGCUCAACUCUUCCUCGGGUAACUCCGUGGCUUCCAGUGCGCGUUCUCUAUCCGCCAACGUGAAGAAGCUUCACAACGCUCUCAACCUGCUGCUCAGCGAUCUCGAGAGAGAGCAGUUCAUCCACUGCCUCAACGUGUACCACUCCAAGCGCAAUGUGUACGAUCUGGUCCAGACGCUUAAGGUCAUACUGAACGUCCCGAGCAAGCGUCAGCUCCUGCCCAUGCUGCGGCUGGUCAUCCCGCGCUCGGAUCAGCUUCUGUUCGAUCAGUACACAUCAGAAGGGCUCUACUUGAAAUCCGACGUUCUUGCGCGCAAUGGUGACCCGGACGGCGCCCACGAGGCUGCUAAUUCGAGUCCAACACACGGCGCUCAUUUCUCGGCUCCUUCCGCGUCUCAAGCCGCUCUGCGCGGAUCUCCUGACAGUAUCAGCACCAGCAGCGAUGGGACAGCGACUCUUAUUCCUUUACUGGGUAGAAAUUUCUUACCGGAGCCUCCUGGAGAGAUCCGACAGGUGAUACUGAAGCGUCACAAGAGCAACGAGGGUUUGGGAUUUAGCAUCCGCGGAGGUUCCGAGCAUGGAGUUGGGAUCUAUGUGUCACUGGUGGAACCGGGAUCACUGGCAGAAAAGGAGGGUUUGAGAAUAGGAGACCAGAUCAUGAAAGUAAACGACAAAGUGUUCGACCGGGUCACGCACGCAGAGGCAGUUAAGAUGCCUGUCUGACCAGCUGACUCAAUGAUGAGGAUGGAUUGUACAUGCUCUAGGUGACAUGUCCGCACCAUCUUUAUAGGCUAUAUUGAAUGUGUGUGUGAUGCCCUUUGGCAUCUCAUGAUUGGUUGGUCUAUCCGCAUGGCCCUUUAGUGUUUAUUCACAGGGCUGCUAUGAUAGCCCAUAUGAUCAAUGAUCUUUCCUCAUCUCCUGCUUCGAGGGUGACCCCAUAUAAAGAGAGUUGAUUGAAUUUUAAUGCUGUUUUGACUCUCAAACGUAGAGGAGGUUGCCUCUUGCCUUUGACCUGACACCGAAAGAUGAUUAAGACAGAAGUGUUUACCAGCUAACAGUCAAAUGCUGCUUUGUAAUCUCAGUUAGAGUCAAGCUAGAAGAUGCCUCUAACCAUACAUGUCCACUCGUGCUUAGCUGAGCGAGUGUUUUCAAUUUGUUCAUGGGAGCUGAGCAGCGGGUUCAUUUGGGGCAUUGUGAUAUUGACAGCAGAGUGGUGUGUGCAGUGAGAGAGAGCAUCAAAAAGUUUUAGAAAUGCUGAACUUUAUCCAAAUGAGAGGCAAAGAACAAGGUGAGGUGUGAGGUGACUGUGUACUAUGAUGUCAAAUAAACUGUAAUUGUGCAUAUAUAUGAUGAUGACUUAAAGGAUUAGUUCACU
Megalobrama amblycephala (Wuchang bream) is the source of this 2560-nucleotide messenger RNA. Its product is annotated as whirlin-like. The transcript is spliced from 3 exons. The record is from RefSeq and is a predicted model, not a curated record. NCBI's taxonomy places the organism in Eukaryota, Metazoa, Chordata, Actinopteri, Cypriniformes, Xenocyprididae. Gene Ontology annotation, cellular component: stereocilium tip; photoreceptor inner segment; cilium. Gene Ontology annotation, molecular function: protein binding. Bases 1162 to 1908 code for a protein of 248 amino acids. Gene Ontology annotation, biological process: auditory receptor cell stereocilium organization; sensory perception of sound.